Hydra vulgaris (swiftwater hydra) is the source of this 2573-nucleotide messenger RNA. The record is from RefSeq and is a predicted model, not a curated record. Lineage: Eukaryota; Metazoa; Cnidaria; Hydrozoa; Anthoathecata; Hydridae.
GGCGUUUUAUUUUUCUGUGAUUAAAUAAAAUUUAUAUUUUUAAGUUCUUUAUCAGAAUUUAAUUAGUUAAAUUUCUUCUUAGUUAAAAAUGGCUUAUUGACAGCGAAUAAAAAAUCUUUAAGAAUACUACUGUAUUCAUUCACAUGCGCAUUUAAAAACUUAGUUAAUUGUUGAGUGAAAAAAUUUAGAAGGAAAAGAAUCUUGAGUUUUCGAGUUUGGUUUAUUACAGUUGCCAUUAUGCAAGAAGAAGAUGCUCGUUUUUUAAAAAGAAAAGUAAAGGGUGGCACAAUUGAUGUUCAUCCUACUGAAAAUGCUAUUAUUGUUAAUUAUGAACUUGAGGCUGUCAUUCUUGGUGAAUUGGGUGAUCCAAUGCUGGGCGAAAGAAAAGAAUGUCAAAAAGUAAUUCGUCUUAAGUCUUUAGAUGGUAAUACAAAUAUUCAAAUAUUAGCAAAAGAAAUUGUGAACAAAUGUAAAUUGAUUCAUCCUUCACGUUUGCCAGAAGUUGAACAGCUACUUUAUUACUUGCAGCAACGUAAAAGUGGUGCAGGUAAAGUUAUGACAGGUGGCAAUGCUGGAGUAAAUGACAAAAAAACAGCCAAAAAAAAAAAAGAAGUUGAUCCUUUUGACAGUAAUGAAUUUGAUGAUUCAGCAAAUUUAAACAACAUUGAAGAAUAUGUAGAAUACCUUUAUGAAGAUACAGUUUCAAAAAUCAAAGGAACUGGUUUAAUAUUACAAGUUGCAAGGAAUCCUGAUAACCUGACUGAAUUGGCUGAAAAUGAAAUGCUUUUAAGUGCAUUGGCUCGAGUUUUACGUGAAGAAUGGAAGAAUAGCACUGAGUUAACAACAAAUAUUAUUUAUACAUUUUUUUGCUUUUCAAGUUUUACUGAUUUCCAUAACAUAAUUCUGCACCAUAAAAUUGGUGCGCUGUGUUUACAAAUAGUAGAACAAGAGAUAAGAAAACAUGAUUUAUGGCUUGAUGAACUUUCAAAAAAACAAAGUAUUGCUGCAGGUAACACUUCUGCUGGUAAUGCUGUUUCGAAUAAUGCUGAUUUAAAAAAAGAAUAUGAAAAAAGUUAUAAAAAGUUCCAAAGUCUUGUAACAAAACAGGAGCAUCUGCUACGAGUUAGUGUUUAUUUUUUGCUAAAUAUAGCUGAAGAUAUUAAAGUUGAAAAUAAAAUUAGGAAUAAAAAUUUUAUAGGAAUUCUUGUAAAGUUGUUAUCAAGAAAUAAUGAUGAACUGCUUGUUCUUGUUGUAUCCUUUUUAAAAAAACUAAGUAUCUAUAAGGAGAACAUUAAUGAAAUGUCAAAAACAGAUAUUACAGAUAAAAUUGCCUCACUUAUUCCAAACAAAAAUGAUGAUCUUUUAAAUCUUUUACUACGACUACUUCUCAAUUUAAGUUUUGAUACAGAGCUUCGCGAAAAAGCUGUUAAGAGUGGAUUGGUACCUAAGUUAGUUGAUCUUUUAAAGAAUACUAAACACACGUUGGUAGUUAUUUGUUUGAUGUAUCAUAUAAGCAUUGAUGAUCGUUAUAAAUCAUACUUCAGUUACACUGACUGUAUCCCGAUUAUGAUGAAAAUGAUUCUUGAAGCACAAAAAGAUCAAAUUGAACCAGAACUUGUUGCACUUGCUAUUAACCUUGCUGCAAACAAAAGAAAUGCACAACUUAUAUGUGAUGGAAAUGGGCUUCGUUUGUUGUUAAGACGUGCAAUGAAAUUUAAGGAUACCCUUUUAAUGAAAAUGAUUAGGAAUAUAUCUCAGCACGAUGGUGCCACAAAGAAGGAGUUUAUAAAUUACAUUUCAGACCUUGCUAAUAUGAUAAAAAACGUCAACAAUGAAGCUUUUGUUGUAGAGUGUGUUGGGAUUCUUGGAAAUUUAAACAUGCCUGAGAUGCAGUAUUCUAUGAUGCUUAAAGAAUAUGACCUGCUAAAUUACAUUCUUUCUAAACUCUCUCCUGUACGAAUUCAAGUUGAAAAGUUUCGUUGGCAUAAUUCUCAAUGGUUACAAAUGAUUGAAUCACAAAAUACUGAAGGACGAUUUAAUCAGAAUCCUUACUAUGAAAUUGAUGACGAUUAUCACCAAGUUGUGAUAGAUGAUUCAGAUUUUAAUUAUCGAAAUAGUGAAGAUUACAAACGAAAUUCAGACAACAUUUCUAGUGAUGUUUUAGGAGGAAAAAACUCAUAUAAGAUAAUUCAAGAUGCAUACAAGAUGUCAUCUAAUGGUUAUGAUAAAGAACAAUAUCAACAAAUGAAUUUUGAUACUCGUUCAAUUACAUCUGGAAAUCGGCAAUUGGCAAGUAAUGCUCAAUCUAUGUAUGGUGGUGUCCCACAGUAUAACAUUCAGCAAUUAUACGAGUCUCAAUAUGGACAACAGUUCGAAGACUAUAUAAGCGAUGACGGGUACGACGAGGUUGAUAUAGACUAUCCGAAUCCGAAUCAUGGGCGCAAUGAUCUUUUUCGAGAUAAUAAAGAAAUUAUGAAAAGACCUGCUUCUUCACUAGGAUAUUCACAAGGAUCUUUAUAAAUUUAUUGUUAUAGAAUUGAAGAUGAUAAAAUAUAAUAUUGCAUAUAUAUAUA